CUGCCUGUCCCUGCCCUGUCCCUGCCUGUCCCUGCCUGUCCCUGCCCUGUCCCGCUCCAGCCUUUGCGCCCUCCUCAGACGCCGCCGGUGCCCGGUGUCCCAAGGGUGUCGCGGUGUCCCCAGGGUGUCCCGGAGCUGUCCCCCGUGCCUGGGGACAGCCGUGCAUGGAGGGGCCGCUGCCCUGGGGCCCCACAGCAGGGAUGUCGGAGACCCCCCCCAGCAAGGAUGCUGCCCCUGCCGAGUGCCCCGUGUGCUACGAGAGGCUGCAGCCGCUGGAGGCCACGCACCGCCGGCUCAGCUGCGGCCACACCUUCUGCCACGACUGCCUGGUGAAGUGCCUGCUGUCUGCCAAGCUGGACGGGCACCUGCAGAGCAGCAUCGUGUGCCCCGUGUGCCGCUUCGUCACCUUCCUCAGCAGGAGGAAGGCUGCGUGGCCGCCCCGGGGCGCGGAGCUGGAGGUGCCCCUGUCGCCAUCCUCGCUGUCGCGGCUGGCCAAGAGCGAGGCCAGCAACGCGCUGGUGGUGCCCGGCCACUUCGUGCUGCCCGAGCGCUGCCCGGCGGGGCUGCCACGGGAGGCCCACAUCUUCAUCAUCAGCGAGCACGGCGCGCCGCUGGCGGCCGCGCACGACUGCGGCCGGCCCGGGAGCACCUCGGGGUCCCCGUCCGAGGCGUCGGGCCCGGCGCUGGGGCUGCAGUGCUGCCAGUCGCCCAUGGCGCUGGCCGUGAUGCUCGUGCUGACCGUGGCCAUGCUGGCCGCCGUGCUGCCCUGGCUGCUGCUGGUCAGGAGGGACGUGUAGCACGGCUGGGACACCGCCGUGGUGUCACUGGGGACACGGCUGGGACACCAGGGUGGUGUCGCUGGGGACACGGCUGGGACACCAGGGUGGUGUCACUGGGGACACGGCCGGGCUGGGGACUCUCUCUGCGAGCUCAGAGGAAGCCCAGCAGCAGCUCGGGUGAAGAUCUCUCACCUGGCCAGGGACUGAGUGGAGUCUCAGACCUUCCUGCAGAGCUCCAGCUGCUCGCAGGGUCACUGCUGGUGAUUUCUGUGCCUUCUGGUUAAGACAUGGCAGGCAAAGCCUGCUGUGGCUCCUGCAGGGUCUGUGGAGAGGAUCCCCCUGCACCUUCUGGCAGCACCUGCAGGAUCCAUGGAGAGGAUCCCCCAGCACCCUCUGGCAGCACCUGCAGGAUCCGUGGAGAGGAUCCCCCAGCACCCUCUGGCAGCACCUGCAGGCUGAGGGGGCCGUGCUGCUCCUGCCCAGCCCUGGGCACAGCCAAGGGCUCAGGGCUGCCAGGCUGUGGGGCUCUGCAGGUCCCCAGGACAUCGGGAUCACCGUGAUGCAGCCAGCCUGGGGCAGAAACUCACAGCUUCCAGCCCGGGAUGGAAAACCAGAGCCUGCAGCUGGCAGGCACGAGGGCAGGGAUACCAGAGGAUGGAGAGAGCCGUGCUGGCCCUGUGGGCUCACCUUCCCCUCUGCCAGCCUCCCUGCAGGGCUGUGGGGUGGCAGGGGAGCCCAGCUCACCCCACGGGCAGUCCCAGCCGUGCCCUCUCUCUCUGAGCUCCCCAGGGUCGUGGCCAUCCUCCUGUUGUCACAGCUUCCCUCCAGCCAGGGGGACACAGGUACAGGGGUUGGGGUAAACCCAAGUUCUGGCCAUCACAGGGGGGCAGAUUUGGGAUCCCACACUGCUCUCCUUGUUAGAGCCCUGUGGCAGAGUGACAUUUCCUUGUCCCUGUGUCCCACUCCUGGUCUCACAACCUGGGCCUCAUUUUCACCUGUGCCAAACAGGCUGGGCACUGCUCAGCCCCAAAAUCCUCCUGGCUUUGCCCUCUUUGGGCCUGGUGCCACCUGAGGGGACCCCAGUGCCAGCCCCCAGCCCAGGGCAGUGGGCAGCAGGGGGCACAGCUGGGGCUUGGGAAGCUCCGAGCCUGCUCUCAGGGGAGGGGGAAUGGCUUUGCUGGACACCCCUGCUGCUGCUGGGGCCACUCAGGGCACUCGUCCCCAGCCCAGUCUGCACCUUCGUCACCUUUGUCCUCCUGACCCAGUCCCUGGCCUGUGGGUGCUGCUCUCACUCUGGGAGUGUGUCACUUCAUGGGCACCCCAGGGUGAGCAGGACAUCCUUCACUGUCCCCCCAACAUGAGCAGGACGUCCCUGCUGUCCCCCACGGGAGGUGGCAGUGUGGCUCAGGGCUGGCCCAGGGUUCCCAUGCUCUUGAGGGGCCAGCAGUGCCACCAGGGUGGCUUUGGGACCGGACAGGACUGUUCAGGGUAACGACAAGGUGGGGCUGGGGAGGGGGAGCAGUGUGGGGCAGGGGAGCUGAGUGUCCCCUGCCAUCCCUGGGGUCGCAGCUGGGGACACUGCCCUGCUGGCCUGCUGCUCCCUGUGAUGUUCCUGCACUGCCCCAGCCCUGUCCCAGUGUCCCCACCCAAACCCGGGGUGCCACGACCCCGACCCCGUGUGAGAGGUGCCUGAGACACCGCGCUGGAAUGGA
This is a messenger RNA of Passer montanus (Eurasian tree sparrow), 2491 nucleotides long. It is a transcript of the gene RNF222, whose product is annotated as ring finger protein 222. The record is from RefSeq and is a predicted model, not a curated record. The transcript is spliced from 2 exons. NCBI's taxonomy places the organism in Eukaryota, Metazoa, Chordata, Aves, Passeriformes, Passeridae. The coding region runs from base 165 to 797 and encodes 210 amino acids.